Molecule: messenger RNA, 354 nt
Organism: Aspergillus costaricaensis CBS 115574
Lineage: Eukaryota; Fungi; Ascomycota; Eurotiomycetes; Eurotiales; Aspergillaceae
Exons: 4
Coding region: 1-354 (117 amino acids)
Source: RefSeq, a predicted model, not a curated record
AUGGCGUGCAUGAAGGCAGAGGCAUGUUGUUGUAUUGUCUGGUCGAGGCAUCCCCCGACAUCCCGUGGUCAUGUGACUCUCUCAUUGACAGUCAUCGCAGAAGAAAAAGUGGUAUUAGUCUAUGUACUUCUAUACGGACAGCCCUAUCUACAUGGGAAUGCAAGCGAGCGAGCGUUGGUAACAAAGAACUGUCGGGGCGCUCUGCCAUGGGGUCAUGAAAUGGGUAUGAUCCGCAAAGCCGCCAGAGAUUAUAGGCAGGCACUCACUUUAUGGACAGAAACGCGCCGCGGCCACAGGACCGGGAAAGAUGCGGCGAUCAAGUCGACGCGACGAACUCAAAUGUGCCAAAGUUGA